Molecule: messenger RNA, 3172 nt
Organism: Anastrepha obliqua
Lineage: Eukaryota; Metazoa; Arthropoda; Insecta; Diptera; Tephritidae
Product: organic cation/carnitine transporter 2
Exons: 7
Coding region: 344-2254 (636 amino acids)
Biological process (GO): transmembrane transport
Cellular component (GO): membrane
Molecular function (GO): transmembrane transporter activity
Source: RefSeq, a predicted model, not a curated record
AACACGGUAAAGAACGGUGCAAUAAAAAAUCGCUAAAAACGAAAGUAAAAAGAGUGAAAAUCCUUUGCUUUCAAAUAAAUCUGUAGUGAAUGGCCUAAGUGUGCCUAAGAGGCCUAAUUGCAGUUGUAAAUAUAUUUUACAUCUAAGGUUUAAAAGUGAAAACCAAAGAGUGUCACAAGUGCAUGAAGUGGCUAACGCUACUUUUAAAACAGAAAUCUAGGAUUUUCAAAACAAAAAAAAAAUUAAUAAAUUAAUAAUAUUAAAUAAUUAAUCUAAAUUUAAUAUAUUAAAUUAAAAAUUACAAUCAGUUUUUAAAAAAUCUCACAACGUAAAAUUUUUCAAAAUGAGUGGCGUUCUGCGACGUGGUUCAUUGAAUUUCGAUUGUAAUUUGAAUGGUCGAUAUUCCCGUGGUAGUAUUGAUACGAAUUUAUAUGGCGGCUAUCGUGAUACUAAGCCACGUACGCCGGAAAUCAGUGUGAUCGCUUUAGAUUUUCGUCGUUACUCGGAGGAUUUGAAAAAGGACUCACUAAAAACGAUUGUGAAUGAAUGCGUGCCGCCAGCUAAUGGAGACUUAAGUCAAGAUGUCGAUAGCGAUGUAAUUUCAAAUUUUAUUGGUCAUAAUGGCAGGUGGCAAUUUAUUUGGACAUUUUUGCUCACACUCUUUCAAAUACCACCCACAUUCCAUUUAUUCGUAUACACUUUUCAGACCACCACCAAGGACUUCUGGUGCGCGCGCCCAGACAAUGCCCCCGAUAUGGAUGUGUCGCUAUGGAGGAAUCUCAGUCAACCAAGCGGUCCGUGUUCAAUACUUAAUCUGAAUUAUUCUCAGCUACCUGAACUUUCCACUACCGCUGCGCCUACUCUACUCAUUCCAUGCACCAACUUCGAGUUCUCCUGGGAUGAUGGCAAUGCCCGCACCAUAAUUCAGGAAUUCAACUUGGUGUGCAGUCACCAGCAGUUAGUUAGUGUUGUGGAAAUGUGCUUCUUAGCUGGAGCAGCGGUGGGUAGUGUUUCGAGCGGUUGGAUUUCAGAUCGUUUCGGACGCAAACAUACUCUGAUGGCGUUCGUGUUGGUACAACUGGUUUCUGGUACUUUACAAGCUUACGCGGGCAAUUUGGCCAUGUACAUGACGCUGCGUGUUUUAACUGGGUUUGCGUCGAUGACAGUGACGGUAGUUAGUUUCGUGCUCGUCGUCGAAUUAGUUUCUGGCAAAUGGCGUACCAUCACGGGCAUUUUAAAUAUUCUACCAGUUCCGAUUUCCUACAUCCUAAUGGCUUGUAUAGCAUAUUUUGUUCGAGAUUGGCGGCAUUUACAAUUGGCCAUUUCACUGCCAUGGCUGAGCUUAUUGACGAUUUGGUACUGCAUGCCAGAAUCACCCCGCUGGUUGCUCGCACAAGGCUGCCUCAAUGAACUGUAUUCACUGAUCGAACGUGCUGCCCGCCUAAAUAAUCGCACACUGCCACCGAACUAUCAGAAAACAUUGGAAGCUGCUGCACCGCCGCCAAGCAGCGUAACAACACAAAAGCUCAGCAAAGAAGGAGCUAUUGACAAAGAACAGCUUGGCAUCACACAAUUGCAGCAACAACAACACCAAACACCAACCGCCUUUAUGGCGGCCCCAGAAGUUGGUCUCAACAACAUUUGCCCGAUUGAUCCCAGCGCUACCGAGGCUAAUCCCACCACUCAUGACAAUCCAUUGAAGGUGGUAUUUAAUCGAUUUUAUUGGCGCACAACUUGUCUGAAUUUGGUUGUUUGGUUGACUUUGAUUAUCGUCUAUUAUGGACUAACAUUGCAUUUGAGCAAUUUGGGCGGUGACAUCUACUUGAAUACGAUCGUCGCCGGUGCAAUAGAAGCGCUUUCAGUUUGUAUUAGCAUUUUUGUGGUUUUGAAAGUGGGCUUACGGCGCAGUCUCAUAGCUUAUAUGCUUGUGCCAGGGCUUUGUUGCUUAGCGACAAAUCUCGUGCCAACCAGAGAUGACAACCAAACGACAGUUAUAGCUAUGGCCAUAAUCGCGAAAUGCGUUAUUGGCGCCAACAAUGCCAUCAUACCAUCAUACACGGCCAUGCAGUAUCCGACAGUGGUGCGUAACUUUGGUGUCGGUUUGGGCAAUUUGGCAGCGGGUGUUGCGCUCAUUUUGGUACCGUACAUGUGGCUGUUGGAAAGCAUAGACGCUCUGCUGCCAAUGAGUAUAAUGGGUGUGAGUGGUAUUAUCGGUGCUAUUUGCUUGUACCUAAUGAAGGAUGUGGAGCAUUGAGGGCGCGUUAGCGACUAUUUUUUGAGUUUUAGAUACUUUUUCUAACAUCCCGUGGAUAAAAGGCACGAGCAAUGGCAUAAGUGGGCAACAACAAAGCAACUAAAAAAUAAUAAUUUAAAAUAUUGACAAACGUUUCGACGCUGUUUAAACUGUGAUAAUCGUAUUUGGAGUAGUUGGCAAACGCGAAGAAAUUGCGGAGUUUUGUUGAAGAAGAGUGAGAAAUAAGUGUCUUAGUUUAAGUGAGAAUAUGAAAAUUUAAUCAGGAGCAAAGUAUUUUUUAAUUGAACAAAACAAAACUUUCAUUACAAUACGAGUUUUUUGCGAUAUUUUGUAAAGGAUUUUUCUUACAAAAUACGUUUCAUAAACGUUCAUGUUUCUGUUUACACUGCACACUAGACUUAAAUCUAAAAUUUAAAAAAAAUUAUGAAAAAUUCAUUGUGCAUAUGGUUGGAUGGUUGGCCAAAAAAUAUUUAAUAAUGAAUAGAAAUAUGAUAUUUAAUGCUUUUUUCCUGCCUAUUAUUGCAAAAGCGCAUUUUCACCUUUAGAAAUAAUCCUGAAUUAAUUCAAAAAUUUAAUGAGCGGCAUCAUUUGUCCGAUCUUCCUAGAAAAUAAUAGUACGAGACGCAAAAAAAUGUCGAUGAAAUAUUAUGUUUUAUAUAAAAAAAGCUUUUGAAGCUGCCAAAAAACAAUCACACAAACGGAGCAUACUGACAAAGUGGUCGAAAUACAAAUAUCAUUUAAAAAAUAUACAAAUAAAAUAAAAAGCCUUUAUUUUUUAACAUAACCGUCGUAAAAUAUACGAGUUUUCAAUUAGAUCUUGCAAGCAAAUUGUUCAAAUCUUGCUGCGAAAUUACAUUCGAUGGGGCAGUCGAUUUUCUAAGAUUUAGUGAAGAAUAGUAGAAUACAAGAUUCUGAAGA